CUGUUUCCACUUCACCGUCGCGCACCCUCCAUCAGACCGAGUUGCCUUUGUCGUACUCGGCAUCAAAUGAUCUGUCAAGUACCCGGCAAGCCAAAUUGACGUGUAGAGGUACAUCCCCGUGCCACCUGGACCCGCGGACAGGUGCAUUUCCCACUGCCGGAUUUCAUAUGCACUGGACCCGUCAAGUAACCAAACCACGUCUUGACAUCUUCACCGCUGCGAAGCAGGCAAUUACCGCCAGUCCCUAUGCAUUCGGACCAGUCGCCGCCAUGUCGACCGCUACAAAGCCCUCAGCGCUGACCUUUGAUCUCAAGGCCCGGUGUUCGACAUCCAAGGCCCGUGCCUCGACUCUGCAUUUGCCUCAUGGCCCAGUGGACCUUCCGAUUUUCAUGCCAGUGGCCACCCAGGCAUCCCUCAAAGGACUGACCCCCGAACAAUUGGAAGAGACUGGUUGCAGAUUGUGCCUGAACAAUACAUACCACUUGGGAUUGAAACCUGGCCAGGCGGUGCUUGACGCCAUUGGCGGUGCCCAUAAAUUGCAAGGAUGGAACUACAAUAUCCUGACUGACAGCGGCGGUUUUCAAAUGGUUUCAUUGCUCAAGUUGGCAAAGAUCACGGAGGAAGGCGUGCGAUUCCUCAGUCCCCACGAUGGUAGCCCAAUGCUCCUUACUCCCGAGCACUCCAUGUCCCUUCAGAACUCCAUCGGCUCAGAUAUAAUGAUGCAGCUCGACGAUGUGAUUCAGACGACAUCGCCCGAUCAUGCCCGUAUGAAGGAGGCCAUGGAACGCUCCAUCCGUUGGCUCGACAGGUGCAUCGCUUCGCACAAGAACCCCAGCACGCAGAACCUCUUUUGCAUCAUCCAGGGUGGCCUCGAUCUGGACAUGAGGCGGCAAUGCUGCGAAGAAAUGGUCAAGAGAGAUACUCCUGGCAUAGCCAUUGGUGGUCUGUCCGGCGGAGAAGCAAAGGCGGAUUUUUGCAAAGUGUAUAGAAGCUUCCAUUCUCUUGUUUCUGCCUUUGGUUGUCUGGACGCUUACUCUUUGGGCAGUGUUGAUACAUGCACCGGUCUACUACCUGAGAAUAAGCCGAGAUAUGUAAUGGGUAUUGGCUACCCAGAGGAUAUAGUCGUCGCAGUGGCUCUUGGAGCAGAUAUGUUUGAUUGUGUGUGGCCAACACGAACUGCGCGCUUUGGCAAUGCGAUCACUUCCAGCGGCGUCCUGAACCUCAAAAAUGCUCGAUAUGCUGAGGACUUCGGUCCCGUCGAGCAAGGCUGUACCUGCACUUGCUGUCGUCCCAAAGAAGAAGGCGGAUUGGCCAUCACCAGAGCGUAUAUCUACCACCUCGCAGCGAAGGAGACUGUGGGGGCUCACUUAUUGACGAUGCAUAAUGUACACCACUUGCUUUCACUAAUGCGACGGAUCAGAACGGCCAUCAUUGACGACCAGUAUGCUUCAUUCUGCAAGCAAUUCUUUGCAAAGUAUUUUGACGGUCAGCCUCCGCCGAUAUGGGCUGUCGAUGCUCUUAAAGGAGUGGGCAUUGAGAUAUGAUCACGUUGUAGACCCUGGUAGAGAUUGACAUUGUGAGGACCAAGGAGUGUGGAAUCCUAGCUUCGGGUGGGUAAGCACCUUAGACCUCAACGCUCUCCGGAUGGAGGAUCAUUUUGGUUCUUCUUUUUGAGCCUGAAAUGCCCCAACCCGGCAACAAAGUCAUCUCUAUUCUAUGGGUGAAACCCACCAAAUGAAGACAACGAUCAUGCUCGGGCAAGACAUUUUGUUUUGACCGGGCAGUAAAACAAGGCCGGAAAGUGCUCAUCGGCAUGGUGAAAUUUACCGGUCUCCUAGUUCUACCCUAUAAAUCUCUAUCAGGCAUUGGCAUAACUAUCUAAAAUAAUAUGGUCAGAGACACCCCUCCCACUCUGGACUGAAACAAAACCCCAACCUCACACGACAAUUCAGAUCCUUGACUGUUCCUCCGGCUUCCCCUUGCCGUUGACCUGAAGCUUCUUUUCGAGCUCCCUUUGGAAACUGGCAUCCAACGCCUUGACGAGGGCAUAGAUUCCCCGCAGCAGCGGUGUCUGCACGCCCCUUUCCUCGGCCAAUCGGACGGCGUUGCCGACGAUGGCGUCGACCUCCAUCCUCGCGCCGACCUUGGCGUCCGCGAGCAUGGAG
Messenger RNA from Cladophialophora immunda, 2165 nucleotides. Its product is annotated as queuine tRNA-ribosyltransferase. NCBI's taxonomy places the organism in Eukaryota, Fungi, Ascomycota, Eurotiomycetes, Chaetothyriales, Herpotrichiellaceae. The record is from RefSeq and is a predicted model, not a curated record. The transcript is spliced from 7 exons. The coding region runs from base 168 to 1544 and encodes 458 amino acids. Gene Ontology annotation, cellular component: cytosol. Gene Ontology annotation, molecular function: tRNA-guanosine(34) queuine transglycosylase activity.